Messenger RNA from Macadamia integrifolia, 1346 nucleotides. RefSeq names its product protein DMR6-LIKE OXYGENASE 1-like. Bases 237 to 1280 code for a protein of 347 amino acids. The transcript has 4 exons. Lineage: Eukaryota; Viridiplantae; Streptophyta; Magnoliopsida; Proteales; Proteaceae. The record is from RefSeq and is a predicted model, not a curated record.
UUUAUGAUAACACGUAGAGGAAUACAAGUCAGCUUGGAAAGCGCCAGAUGGCUCAUUUACCGACUUGUUAUGUCAUUCAAGUGACAUCAUCUUCUUGAUUUAAUGUUACCUCAGCACAUAUGCACUUAUAUAAGAGUACCCUUGCUGAGACUCCCUUCCAUCUUCAUUCUUCUCAUUUCCAAACACACAGUAGUAGCUGAGGUUCAACUUAGGGUUUCUCUUCAAAUUAACGCUUGAUGGCUACCGCCAAGGUAUUAUUGACUGAUCUUUGCUCCGGCGGCAUCCGCCAUGUCCCUUCCAAUUAUGUCCGGCCAAUCUCCGAUCGUCCAAAUCUUCUCGACGUUCAGUCGUCCGACCAGUCAAUUCCUGUCAUUGACCUCCAAGGCCUCAAUGGUCCUAAUCACUCUCAUAUUAUCAAAGAGAUUGGCCAAGCAUGUCAACGUUAUGGUUUCUUUCAGGUCAAAAACCAUGGAAUACCAGAGAAGGUGAACAAUAACAUGUUAAGGGUAUCCAACGAGUUCUUCCAUCUGCCUGAAGGAGAAAGGAUGAAAAUCUACUCCAAUGACCCUUCCAAGGCCGUGCGGCUCUCCACUAGUUUCAAUGUGAAGACAGAAACAGUAGCAAAUUGGAGAGAUUUUCUGAGACUCCAUUGUUACCCUCUUGAUGAUUAUAUGCAUGAAUGGCCUUCCAGUCCUCCCUCUUUCAGGGAAUAUGUAGCUGAGUACUGCACAAAUGUGAGAGGCCUUUCACUAAGAUUGCUUGAAGCAAUUUCUGAGAGUUUGGGCCUACAAAGUGAUUACAUAAACAAGGUCUUACAAAAACAUGCACAACAUAUGGCCAUCAAUUACUAUCCUCCAUGUCCACAACCGGAGCUAACUUAUGGAUUACCCAUCCAUUCUGACCCGAAUGUAAUCACAAUUCUUCUGCAAGGCACUGUCCCUGGUUUGCAGGUCCUAAAGAAUGGCAAGUGGGUUGCCAUCAAACCCAUUCCCAAUACCUUCAUCAUCAACAUUGGUGAUCAAAUUGAGGUACUUAGUAAUGGAAUGUACAAAAGCGUGCUCCAUAGAGCUGUGUUAAAUCGCAAUGAAUUGAGAAUCUCAGUCCCAACUUUCUAUAGCCCAUCACCUGAUGCAGUGAUCAAGCCUGCACAAGAGCUAGUGGAUGAAGAACACCCUAUACUCUACAAAAGCUUCACUUAUAAUGAGUACUACACCAAGUUUUGGAAUCGAGGACUUGCAACAGAGAACUGCUUAGAUAUGUUUAGGGCUUCUUCAACAUAGAUACUUGAAAAUCCUUUAGAGACUAUCUUUGAACUCCAAAAGUAUUUAGCAAAAUUAUUUAGAAAA